AUGAAUCAGGCGGAAUUCGACUAUCCAUGUGGUCAAGUGGUUUUCGAUUACGACGGCGGGAAGGUGAACGUGUGUAUCAACAGUGUUAGUACUGAAAAUACUCUCGUACCUUCCCCGAAUCUAAUGGAAGAAGCUCGUCGUCUAAUGGGAGAUACUAUCAAGAAUACGGUAUUCCAUCAAGCCCCUGAAUGCAGCGGUGAAAAAGGAGAAUCAGCGACGAAGCAGGAUCGUAUGCAGAAAUCUGUUGAUAUGGUGAAGGACUGGGUAAUGACGAUUCCGACCACCUACGAAGAUGAACCCCAUAACGAUUCGGAAAGUGUGGAUACGGCCAUUGAGCCCACGGAAGUUGCCUACCCAAGUAGCCCUGCUCGUAUUACUGUGAUUGAUGACGAAGACGAUGAUGAUGAUGGUGAUGAUGCAGCAGUAGCAGUUCCAAAGAAGAAGAAACGGACUGACGUUGUAACUACAACCAUUGCCGGACGCAAAAUUCAGUACACUGUCGAUAAUGAGCGUGGUGAACUAAGGAUGAGGACAACGGAAUCGGCUGCGAAUGAUACAUCAACAGAUGAUUUAACGGCAACAAAUACCUUUACCAGCGCUUCGUUUAGUUCAUUUGAACAGAUUGAAACUUUGAAGAUCGUAAGACAUGUAGAAACUGGUCAGUAUGAUUGGUUAACAAUGAUUGGGCACGCUAUGGAAGCACCUCCUGUUCCGUUAACGCUACCAGGCUUUUUACUAAAGAGCGAUCCUCUAGCGUAUGAAACUAUCGAUAUUAUGAAAGCUCAUGACUACGCAAACCAUUUCGUACGAGAGACUGACGACUGCGGGGAGUUCCUCGACCAGCGUAAAGAGCAACGAGAGAAGAUUCGCAAGCUUCAGCUUGUGGACUAUUUUGAGCGCAAAAGGAAUGCCAGGUUCGAAGCGAUCAGCGCCGACAGGUCACUCGAACUGCCUCAACCUGGUCCGGAUGAGCGCGAUAAAAUCCCAAAUUAUGCGAUAUGGUUGCGUGAGGUGUUACAGUAUGCUGAAAUAGAAAAGAAAAGACUGACGCAGUUGCAACCACUCAAUAAUAUCGGCCGCUGUCGAGCAGCUCGUACUGAACUGAUUCGUAACUUUGAUGUGCCAAUCGAACGAAGGACAAGAUCGGCAUCGUCACCAAACUGGUUAGGGCGCACAAUUUACGAACACUUUGGAGAGUACUUCUCUUUGGGAAUGGCACGACUUGAAUUCGAGAUUGCCGGACGGAAUCAGCGCGAGGGAUGUCAUAUUUCCGCUCACGAUGACAAUAUCACACAUUACUUUGUGAGCAGAAACAAUUCCCCGUCAACAAUGGUCGAUCCGAUGGAUUUAUUAGAGGAUCCAUAUGGGUUCUUCCGUCCAACAUCA
Cooperia oncophora is the source of this 1386-nucleotide messenger RNA. NCBI's taxonomy places the organism in Eukaryota, Metazoa, Nematoda, Chromadorea, Rhabditida, Trichostrongylidae. The record is from the annotation of a GenBank genome assembly.